This is a messenger RNA of Puntigrus tetrazona (Sumatra barb), 3414 nucleotides long. Its product is annotated as arf-GAP with dual PH domain-containing protein 1. Gene Ontology annotation, cellular component: plasma membrane; intracellular membrane-bounded organelle. The record is from RefSeq and is a predicted model, not a curated record. The transcript has 11 exons. Lineage: Eukaryota; Metazoa; Chordata; Actinopteri; Cypriniformes; Cyprinidae. The coding region runs from base 308 to 1441 and encodes 377 amino acids. Gene Ontology annotation, biological process: positive regulation of GTPase activity. Gene Ontology annotation, molecular function: phosphatidylinositol bisphosphate binding; GTPase activator activity.
UGUUUGUGGGCAGUGUAAUGAGGGAGGGAGGCGAUAAGACGCUGAUAAAUUCUCUAGAGUGAAAGGAAAGGAUCUCUCUCUUUCUCUCUCCACCAGCAGAACCUUGAGCGCAAACACAAAGAGGAAGAGAAGCACUCUGUUUUUCACGCAUUUCCAUCCCAUCACUGAGUGGACGUACGGCCCCGGGCUCCGUCACCAGGACGCGCCUUCAGCUCGCGUGAAGGUUUUCGCCGCCGCUCCAUUCAUCAACCUGCUCGCCGUAGAGAAGAACCCGGCGGAGUCUAUCGAUCCGUUCCUCCGGCGAGUCAUGGCGAAAGAGCCCGAUCGGAACAGCUGCCUCCUGCGCGAUGUGCGGCAGCGAGCCGGGAACGAGCUGUGCGCGGACUGCGGCGCCGCAGAGCCGGAUUGGGUGUCUGUGACGCUGGGUGUGUUUGUGUGUCAGGGAUGCUCGCUCAUCCACAGAAGCACCGAAGGCCUCAGCCAGGUGAAGUCUGUGCUGCAGGACACGUUUGAAGAUAAAGAAAUCGAGUUCAUCACGUCUAUGGGGAACGAAGCGGCAAAGGCCAAGUACGAACAGCAAGUUCCUCCGUUUUAUUACCGUCCCUCCCACACAGACUGCAGGAUUUUGAGGGAGCAGUGGAUCAGAGCCAAGUACGAGAGGCAGGAGUUUACACACAUCGACAAACAAGAGCCUUAUUCAGCAGGCUACAGAGAGGGCUUUCUGUGGAAACGUGGUCGAGACAACGGACAGUUCCUCAGUCGCAAGUUCAUUCUGUCUGAGCGAGAAGGAGCGCUGAAGUACUUCAACAAACAGGACGCAAAAGAACCAAAGGCCAUAAUGAGGAUCGAAACCCUAAAUGCGACUUUCCAGCCGGCUAAAAUAGGAAACCCCUGCGGCCUGCAGAUCACCUAUCUGAGGGACAACAGCACCAGGAAUAUCUUCGUGUACCACGAGGACAGUAAGGAAAUGGUGGACUGGUUCACUGCGAUCCGGGCAGCACGGUUUCAUUACCAGAAGGUGGCAUUUCCUGGAGCUAAUGACGAGGACCUGGUUCCCAGACUCACAAGGAACUUCAUGAAGGAGGGUUACAUGGAGAAAACAGGCCCAAGGCACACAGAGGGCUUUAAGAAAAGAUGGUUUACCAUGGAUGAUAGAAGACUAAUGUACUUUAAAGAUCCCUUGGAUGCGUAUGCUCGUGGCGAGGUGUUCAUCGGCAGUAAAGAGAACAGUUACACCGUGCUAUCAGGACUGCCGCCCUCCACCCAGGGAUACCACUGGAAGCACGGCAUCACCAUCGAAACCCCGGACAGGAAGUUCCUGUUUGCGUGUGAGACCGAAGCGGAGCAGAAGGACUGGAUCGCCGCCUUCCAGAGAGUGGUCAACCGUCCCAUGAUGCCUCAGGAGUACGCAGUCGAGGCUCACUUCAAGCACAAGCCUUGAUGCCGGCUGGGACCCUGCCGCGGGCGGGCGGGACGGACCGGACGAUGAACAGCUAGAAUCUGUCCAACGUGGCGCUCCGGAGCGAGCGAGCGCAAGAAACGGCCCCUUCCUCCCUCGAUUUAGCGCCAGCGGCCCCCGGGACGCCGGGGCCGAGCGCCGACUCCGAAGCUUUCUCAUCAUGAAUGUGCAACCAAAGGGCGCCGUCACUGUACAAAUAUGGCAUGUGAAUGUUGUUCAUCAUCGCUCUCGAACCUAACAUUUAACCCGUAAACCGCGAGGCGAGCGGCGCGCUCCGACCGACGUCUAUUUAUCGGGUUUUCCAAGUUUAGCGGAUCCUCGAGGCGCUACGAUACACGCGGGGCUUUCGUUCAUCGUCAUCGAUCGUUUAAACGCGUGAAGGCCGCGUUAGAAAACCGGUGUGACCAAUAUAGGGUUCAUACGCUUCAUGCUACGUCUGGUGUGUGUUCUGGUGCAGUGUGUCAGGUUUCCACCGCUUGAUCGAUCCUCCUCCACUAGGUGGAAGCAUAUCACAGGUUAAGAUGCAUGUGCUCAUCCCUCGUUCUUUUUAUGCAAAAUAGGGUUGAUAUUAGCCAUAGACUGAUAUAUUGGCCGAUAUUUGGCCAUUUGGAGAUCACCUGCUGAAAACCGAGUCGACUCGACCGAAUAAAACUAGUGCUAGCUCCCUUCAUAGUAGUCACUUAAGAAAACAUUUAGGCCUAAAUGGAAGAUUUAUGUCUUUGCAUCGCACGCGCAAUUGGGGUUGAGCUCACCGUGAUGCAUACCCUAGUGAAAUAAAGUAUGUUUAUUUCAUUCUAAGCACGCAUUUUCAUAUUCAUGUAUUUAUAAAAAUGUCCCGCUACUGUACAUUUAGCAUACAUUUAGUAUACUUCAAAUCUGCUGAAAAAGUGACAUUAAAACACAUUUAGACUAUAUUAUGAAAAGUGCAUUGUUUAAUUAUGAUUUUCAUAUCGGUAAGUCUGGAGUUAUCUGGCAGUAAAUAUAUUAACUAUAUUUAUUAAAAAUUUAUUUUUAUUUUUUACUUUAUCGUGUAUAAAAUAAACAGGUCAAAUAAACUAUUUAGGUUAAUUUAUUUAAUUUAUUAAUAAUAAAUUAAUACAUUGUUUUUAAAUAGGUUAUCCAUAUUUUAACCAUUUUUUUACCGCGUAAAUAUGAUUGAUUUCACAAAUGCAUCCCGAGUCUGAGAAAUGAAAUAUUAUUAUCAUAACAUAAAUGAAAGCUAUCCGAUGCGAGUAGUUAAUAAUAAACUAUGAUUUAUGCCUUUUAAUUUCUGAAUGAUUUACAUAUAGUUUGCGGAUGUUAAACCCAAAUUUUGCAUGCAUUUAAAAUACAUAAAUAUUAAAUUUAGGCCUAAAUAUUUGUAUGCAAAACGAGCUUCUAUUUAAUUCAAGCAGUUUCAUCUGCCGUCACUAAAUUGCAUUGCGUGUAUAUAUAUAUAUCAGCGUUAUAUUGGUCAUAAAAACAAACAAACAAAAAAACACUCACUUUGGUUGACCACUACUUUAUAUACAGCAUCCUUCAUUUCGUCCAGACUACAUCGGAUGACUAUGAAGAACACAUUAGAAUAUUCUCCAGGUUUGAUAUAAUGGAUAUGAAUGUUUAGAUGCAGGUUGUAAUAAUAAUAACCUGAAGCGUAUCGCAGCUCUUGUAAUGUAACUCCGGCCCUCCUGUUCAGGUUUUGAUGAUGCUCUUCAGGUGUUUUUCUUCUUAUUUGUUUCAAAUAAGGGUUAGUGAAUGUUUACCCUGGAAAUCGCGUCAUGGUAUCACCGUAGGUUUGUUUUUCGGGGAGCCGUACCACGGUGAAGGAUAAUGUACAGUCACUCUCAUCCUGCGGCUGGUCGUUACGUCAAAGUAAACUAAAAAUAGAAGUGGUUUAUUUUGUGAUCAUGACUGUCUGACUGUACAUUAUCUGGCUACGUAACACAUAAAUAAAUGUGUGGACAUGAACACAAAAA